Molecule: messenger RNA, 1767 nt
Organism: Lycium barbarum (goji berry)
Lineage: Eukaryota; Viridiplantae; Streptophyta; Magnoliopsida; Solanales; Solanaceae
Exons: 5
Coding region: 391-1353 (320 amino acids)
Source: RefSeq, a predicted model, not a curated record
AUGCUACAAGCAACUUCGUCAACAUCCUCGGACACUGUGGGACAGUCAGAGGACAUGGCACCAGCUGGAAGGAAAAUAUGUUCUGCUAUCGAAGAUGAACUGGUUAGGACCGCUCAAGCUGAUUGUCGAAGUCUUGUUUCAAAUGAUCUUCUUUCUGCAGAAAAGGCCGUGCGACAGUUAAGUCCGUCAACAUCCUCGGACUCUGUGAGACAGUUAGAGGACAUGGCACCAGCCGGAAGGAAAAUAUGUUCUUCUGUUGAAGAUGAGCUGGUUAGGACCGCUCAAGCUGAUUGUUGAAGUCCUGUUUCAAGUCAUCUUUUUUCUGCAAACAAGGCCAAGCCACAAGCAACUCCACCAGUAUCCUCGGAUGUUGUCGGACAGUCAGAGAACAUGGCACCAGCCAGAAGGAAAAUAUCUUCUGCUAUGGACAAUGAGCUGGUUAGAACUGCUCAAGCUGAUUGUCCGAGUCCUGUUUCAAGUCUUCUUUCUGCAAAAAAUGCCAUGCUGCAACCAACUCCUCCAGCAUCUUCGGACAUUCUGGGACGGCUAGAGGACAUCGCACCAGCCAUAAGGAAAAUAUUUUCUUCUAAAGAAUAUGCCACCACCCCUCAAGCUGAUUGUCGAAGUCCUGUUUGCAGUCAUUUUCUUUCUUUGGAAGAGGAUCGACCCGAGGAAAGCACAUCUGUACCUAAUCAAAAUCAAACUCCAAUAAUUCAAGAUGUGAACUCAACUUUCAACAAAGUAGAAUCAUUCCUCAAGUCUAUCCCGGAGGAACUUUUUCUUUCACUAUCAGGUACACCAAUUUCUAAUGUGGAGUCUGCAAAGGAAAUAGUCAGACAUUUUGUUGGAGGACCAUUGAAGAUGUUGGUGGACCCAGCUAAUGAAAAGGCAUUGAAGGAUGCGAUUAACUUACUGAACGAGAAUCUCUCGUCAUUCACUGACGAACAAGCCAGGCUGUUGGUAAAGAUCAAACAUAUAUUCCCUUCGAUGGUUCAAGAUCUGAGGGACUCAAGCCAGACCGAGUCUAGUUGCCAAGACUUCUUCACUGAUCUUGAGAAGGACAGAAAAACUUUAGCUGACUUUAGGAACACUGACUUGGAAUUGAAGUUGAAGUAUGAUCAAGAAGAGGCUGAAGAGAAAGAAAUGGAAACUAUGCUUAUGUUCCUUAGGAAGAGGAAGGCUGAAAUUCUGGAGAAAAGACACGAAUUAUCUGUAAAGGCUAACGACAUUAUGUCUUCAGCAGAAGAAAAAACAGGUAAGAUUGAAGACACCAAAAUACUGUUGGUCAAGGCAAAAGAAAAAAUCGAUAGCUUAAAGAGGCAAUGGUCUAUUCUUAAAUCUGUGCAUCUGUAGCUUCCCAGAUUACAAUACGAAUUUCAACUGACAAACCACAUUGUUUCUGUGUUCUUGAAUUUGAAUUUCAGCUCUUAUAAUUGUUGUAUAGGGCAAUGCUUGUGCUAAUCCGUGCAUACUCUUUUGGUAAAAACGAAAAAGAAACGGGAUUUCCCUGAAGGGACAUCUUGAAUGGGCUAGUUUUUGCAGUCAAUGGCUGAGUGUAGAGUUCGGUAUGAUGACAAUGAUUAAUAUCUGUUAUAUAUGAAAACUGUUAUGAAAUAUAGAAUGGAUGUCCACUACACAAAUAUAAUGCCUCUUUCAUUAUCUUCCACCAUAUUAAUGGUUCUUCCAUUAUCUCAUAUAUUGAAUGCAUAUGUAGCACUAUAAAUAGAGGCAUAAGUCUUCAUAUGUAAUGUACUUGAAACACAUUUU